Messenger RNA from Epinephelus moara (kelp grouper), 2921 nucleotides. RefSeq names its product signal-transducing adaptor protein 1-like. Lineage: Eukaryota; Metazoa; Chordata; Actinopteri; Perciformes; Serranidae. The record is from RefSeq and is a predicted model, not a curated record. Gene Ontology annotation, molecular function: protein kinase binding; signaling adaptor activity. Gene Ontology annotation, biological process: cell surface receptor protein tyrosine kinase signaling pathway; positive regulation of B cell receptor signaling pathway. The coding region runs from base 181 to 1368 and encodes 395 amino acids. The transcript is spliced from 10 exons.
CUGAGGGAAAAGCCGGAGAGGAGCUUAUCAGUGCAGGUUUAUAGACCAAUAAUCAGCUUGUUGUGAAUCCGUCAGAGCUUCACGAGGAAACAAAGGAACAAUACUUUCUCAGGACCCAACUACGAAAAGUUAAAGUUGAACCAAACCAGGCCAGACGAAGCACACAGAUUUUGCUGGACGAUGUCUAUGCCAGCCAGAGUUGUCUACAAGAGGAGGGCGACCAUCACAGAUCUGCCUCUCUACUACUCUGGACACCUGCUGAAGAAACUCAGCAAAGAGAAGGAUUUUAAGAAGUACUACGGAGAGCUCCGUGGAGCCACGCUCUUUCUGUACAAAGAUGACACACAGGACACAUACACAGAGAAGCUGGACCUGGUGCACCUGAAGUCCAUGGAGUUAGACUCUCCGUAUCAGAGGAAGACACCAACUAUCUUCACUCUCACCCUGCCGACAGCGCAGGUGCAGCUAAAGAUGGACAACUCUGACACAGGAGAGGAGUGGAGGGGUUACAUCCUGACUGUGGUCAAAAAAGAGAUUCCCAGUACCCUACAGCUGCUGCCUGGCCAGAUGUUGCUCCUGCAGGAUGUUCUGGAUCAGGAGAAGAAAAGACGUCCCCCCUCGCCACGUCCUGCUCUCCCACCCCGUCCAGCCUUCCUCCGCACAGCCUUCCCUACGCCCUCCCCUUCACCGCCCAAAGACAAGCCUGACUCCAGCGCCCCUGAGAUCCCUGCGUGUUUCUUCAAUGUGACUCGGCAGGAAGCUGAGCACAUGUUAGAGGCAAACCCCGAGUAUGGAGGUAUCAUCCUCCGCCCGUCCACCCUGGCCAACAACUACGCCCUGACCCUCCGACAACUGACGCCCAGUGGACCUGUCAUGAAGAACUACAGAGUGACCUCCACAAACUCAGGGUUUGUCAUCGAACUGGACAGACCAGUGACCGUCUCCUCCUUAAAUAAUGUGCUUAAGUACUUCCUUGAGAAGACAGAGUAUCGUCUCCACCCCUACAUGGCGUCUCAGCCCUACGACACUCGCAUCGAGGUGUCACCUGCUCCUAAGUGCAUUAGCAUCACCUCACCUACACCUAAAACAGUACCCAAGGCACAAGUGGCACCUAUGCUGCGUUCACAAACCAAAGCCGAGCUCCCUCCGCCUUCAGCCGAACCAGCGGGGGGUGAGUAUGUGAUUCCUGAUGAGCACGAACAAAAGCUCGUUCAGUUGGAUGGAGAGCUUCAGGAAGUCUUAAAGAUGCGGAGGGAUAUCAUAUAUUGUGCGAAUGACCAGGAGCAGGACACCACCUAUGAGAAUCACACCCCUGAAAAAUCUCAACCAAGCACAGCACAUAAGAACAUAAAGGCUGAAGCAUUCUGAGGCGUAAACUGUCACGAGUAUUGUAAUUUGAUGUUCAUCUUCAGGUGAGAGACUGCAUACUGCUCCUGAAGGUUCGACAAAAUUCUUUAGCAUUGUGAAAAUCUGUCAGAAAUACACUUGGCCAUGUGGACCAGUCUUCUGUUGGUCUCUUAGUUUAGUGUGCUAGCAUGCUAACAUUGCUAAUUAGCACUUAACACAACGUACUGCAGAGGCUGAUGGCAUGGCCUUUAGUUUUGCUAAUAUUUGCCAAACUGAGCUGAUGAGGGUGCGAGAUGAAAAGCCAGGGCAUCGAAAUGAUUACAACCCAUCCGUUGGGGAUCACAUAGACUAUGAAAAAAAAGUGGACGUAGCCUCCUGAUCUGCAGAGAGAAAAACCUGCAUUCUUUCUAAUAGCCAGCAGGGGGCGACUUCACUGGUUGCAAAAAGAAGUCCAAUUGUAUGGAAGACUACGAGAAAUACCAUACUUCUCACUUGAUUUAUUACCUCAGUAAACAUUUACCUAACGAGCUUAUGGUCUCAAUCUUUAGAUUUAAGUCUUCCUUUUGUAAAUUAUGGUCAAAUAUACCAAAAAAAAUAGACCAUAAAGCAGAGUAUGUUUUAGGGCAUGGCUACUUUGUGACUGAAAGUAUCAAAGCGACUUGUUUAUCAGGAUAGAGGCGCAGCAAUGUGUAUCCAUGGCAGUGUACAUACAUAAUGUAUUUUCCGGCUUUGUCUAUGAAUGCGUCUUAGAACUUUUACCCUUUCACUGUGAGCAGUGAGGUUGACGAUAUAGGCGCCUCAGGGUUAUUGCUCGGAUACACCCUGUCAUCCAAAUAUGGUCACUUCUGGAUCCAAAAAAUUAAAAUGGGGUUGGUCAAAAUGCCAAACAGAAGCAAAGACGUCUAGCUACGGACACACAGUAGCUAAGGUCAGGGUUAGGAAACGACUGCCAUGUACGAGAGUGCAGCUACACCCAUCUCGCCUAGAGAUUUUAAAACAGAAGUCCACAAACUAAAGACUAAUGCAUCCUCCACGUCUUUCAUAAAAUCUAUGGGGGGACGUGAAUGUCUUGGCAAUCUAUCCGACAGUUGUUGAGACAUUGCGACAAAAAGAAUGAAAUUGUAAAGUCAUGGUGGCACUAGAGGAAAAGUUGGGAUUACCAUGUGACUAUUCAUUCCUUUUUUCCAUAUAGAGUUUGAGAGUUUGGGAGUGCCCUCGAGCUCACCUGGUAGAGCAGGCGCCCCAUGUGCAAAGGCUGUGUCCUUGAUGCAGCGGCUGUGGGUUUGAUUCAAACCCACGUCCUUUUGCUGCAUGUCAGUCCCCUCUCCUUCCCCAUUUCACACUAAAACUGUCCAGUAAAAUAAGGGCAAUAAAAGCCCCAAGGAGUUUACACAGGGUUCAGAGGGACAUCCAGGGUGACAGUGAUGUUCACGUAAUACAGUGAACAAGCCAAGUUAGCCCUCCGAGCUAAUGCGUGUUAACUAUGCUAACAACAGAUCGGAAAUGUGGAACAACAUUUUUUGCCAACACUAGAUAUCAAACAAAACAAGUUGCUGUGCACUGGGAAUUCACCA